CCGAUCCCGGCGCGGCGACGAUGGCGAACCCGCGGGUCUUCUUCGACAUGACGGUCGGCGGCGCGCCGGCGGGCCGCAUCGUGAUGGAGCUGUACGCGGACACGGUGCCGCGCACGGCCGAGAACUUCCGCGCGCUCUGCACGGGCGAGAAGGGCGUGGGCAAGCUCGGCAAGCCGCUGCACUUCAAGGGCAGCGCCUUCCACCGCGUCAUCCCCGACUUCAUGUGCCAGGGCGGCGACUUCACCAAGGGCAACGGCACCGGCGGCGAGUCCAUCUACGGCGAGAAGUUCGCCGACGAGAAGUUCGCGCGCAAGCACACGGGCCCCGGCGUGCUCUCCAUGGCCAACGCCGGGCCCAACACCAACGGGUCCCAGUUCUUCAUCUGCACCGUCGCCUGCGCCUGGCUCGACGGCAAGCACGUCGUGUUCGGGCAGGUCGUCGACGGCAUGGACGUCGUCAAGGCCAUCGAGAAGGUUGGGUCGCGCAGCGGCACCACCUCCAAGCCCGUCGUCAUCGCCGACUGCGGCCAGCUCUAGAUCUCAUCUGGUUGCUCCUGCCCCGUGGUUCGUUUCGGUCUGUUCGUCUGGUCUCCCGUGUCGCGUCGUCGUCGUCCUGAAAUAACAUGUCGUCUCGUGUCGUGUCUCGCUUGUGUCCGUCCGAUAAGAUAGAUCUCCGUGGUUGGUUUAGGAUGGUUUCAGGUGAUCUCUGUCGUGUCCCUGCUAGAUCUGCUGCUAUGGUACCCUUUCUAUGACAACUUCGCUCGCUAUGAGAAUGAAUCAAUCA
Molecule: messenger RNA, 783 nt
Organism: Lolium rigidum
Lineage: Eukaryota; Viridiplantae; Streptophyta; Magnoliopsida; Poales; Poaceae
Product: peptidyl-prolyl cis-trans isomerase-like
Exons: 1
Coding region: 21-536 (171 amino acids)
Biological process (GO): protein peptidyl-prolyl isomerization; protein folding
Molecular function (GO): peptidyl-prolyl cis-trans isomerase activity
Source: RefSeq, a predicted model, not a curated record